Messenger RNA from Anisakis simplex (herring worm), 162 nucleotides. NCBI's taxonomy places the organism in Eukaryota, Metazoa, Nematoda, Chromadorea, Rhabditida, Anisakidae. The record is from the annotation of a GenBank genome assembly.
AUGCGCACAAAGCCGAAGAAUAAAAAGGCACAAAAUGCAUUUUCGUCAUCUAUAGGUACGGUACUUGCAGGUGAAAGGCAAUUGGUGUCUGAAGAACGCCAUUGCUUUGCAAUUGUCGCAACAGGACGUUUCUUACAGGAAUUCGAUCCUGAUUGUAAGUGA